Molecule: messenger RNA, 756 nt
Organism: Stylonychia lemnae
Lineage: Eukaryota; Ciliophora; Spirotrichea; Sporadotrichida; Oxytrichidae
Source: the annotation of a GenBank genome assembly
AUGCCACAAACAGAUCGAAAUCCAAGUAAAAAUGGUCAUUCCCAAAAGAAAGAUGAUUUUCAAACUUCAAUAGAUUUGAUAUAAAGUAACAUAUAGCAAUUAGCUUAAUAAAUUUAUUUUAGCCAGACUAUUGCCUAUUUGAAGGAUACUUCUACAUUUUCAAAGGAGAGAGGACUUUCAUUCUCGAAAGUGAAGAGAUAAGAAAUAAUCAUAAAAUCUGAUGCUCCUCCAGUAGGCACAUAUUAGACCUAAAACACUAAGAAUUUCUUGCCAGGUCCAGGCACCUAUGAUGUCAGCACCUUAUAUAGCUCAAGAUUGCCUAAAUAGCCUUCUUUUACAUUGGGGUCAAAGCAUAAGAUAUCAUCUCUACUAAUAAAUAACAAGCCAGAUAUUCCAGAUCCAGGCCAUUACGACCCAAUAUCAAUGAGGUAAGAUGGCAGAUAUGUACACAGUAAAAAACAAAUUGUGGGGCCAGGCGCCUAUGAAGCAGAUAAUUAAAAAAUUAUGAGAUGCUUAUCGAAUUUCAGAAAUAGAGAGAGAACUAUAUUUCCCAUAUCUAAACGGUUAACUCUUGGAGAUGUGUCUAAGGAGACUAAGUUAGUACCAGGUCCAGGAGAGUACAUCUUGCCUUCAGAUUUUGGAAAUUACAAAUACCAGUUCAUUCAAAGAAUGUAAAUUAAGAAAAAGCAGUAAAAUCUUAACUCCUCCAGCUUAGUCAAAAAUGAUGCUUAUAUGGAUCAGUAAUAAGAAAAAUGA